AUUUUGUCUACAUUUCUUGCUGCCUUCGUCAUUUUUCUGAACACCGACUCAUUCUACAUCACUAAUAAGCCGAUCGUAUAUUGUGGAGACAUCUCCUAUGUUCUUUACCUAGUUCAUUGGCCAGUCAUUGUUGCUACUCGUUACUAUUGUGAUACUCAGCAUCUCAGCAUUUCGGAAGUCAUGUUCGUCGUCGCUUGCAGUUUACUAAUUUCGAUAGUUGCUCAUCAUACCGUCGAGAGUUACUUCAUAUCAAAUGGAUUUGUGCCGGCGCUCAUCUGCGUGGCUGGAUGUUAUCUCUAUGUAAUUGGAACUGCUCCUUCGUUCUCCAUGGCACCGUCUCUAGGUUACAAUAUUUCCAACACUUCCAAACAAUACGCUAUCUCGUGGAACUUGAUCGAAUCGGGAAAAGUGUACUUCCAACUACCUUGUCAGCCGGAUAACGAGACCCCUUCUUAUACGCAUUUUACCCAGGAACCACAAUUACGUUGCGUG
Ostertagia ostertagi is the source of this 492-nucleotide messenger RNA. The record is from the annotation of a GenBank genome assembly. NCBI's taxonomy places the organism in Eukaryota, Metazoa, Nematoda, Chromadorea, Rhabditida, Trichostrongylidae.